AUGCCCGAUCAGCGUUGUGCUUUUAUAUCUUCAGCAUCGGUUGGAGAGGAGGCUGCCCCCCUUCAGAGAUCAGGUGGUGAACCUGCAAGCGCUGCCACCAAAGGUGGCAGACCCAGCCAUGGCUUUGUUAAUGCAUGUCUCGUACACGCACUGCGAUUGUAUGUCGACGGAACGCAAAUAUUUAGGACCUCAGAUCAGCUCUUUGUCUGUUACGGUGGUCAGCAGAAAGGGAAAGCUGUAACCAAGCAGAGGAUGUCUCACUGGAUAGUGGACACAAUCGCCCUUGCUUAUGAAACACAGAGCUACAGAUGUUUAGGUGAAAAUCUGCAGUUUCCUGAGUUUAAUGGGGCAACAGGAAAAAGCGUAGUGCUCGCCCCAGAAGACCCACCUUACACUUCUUUACAGAUUUAUUUAAUUACAUGGACUUUUGGAGGGGUUACUAUUCUUUUCUCAAACGCUGCUGGAACUUCAGUAUCUCCAGACUAUGAAGGCAGAGUUAAUCUGGACCGCACCACUGCUGCUCUGGAGCUCAAGAACCUGAGGCUGAAUGAUUCUGGGCCAUACAGGCUGACUGUUACAACAAGUGAUCUCCAAAACCAUAUAGGACAAACUUCACUCAAAGUGUAUGAAACAGUAUCUGACACAACACUCAUCGGUCCACAGGAAUCAUUAAUAGAGGACGAAUCAAGUGUAAAGUUAACCUGUGAAGGAAGCGGCAACAUCACUUCUGUUGAAUGGAUGAAAAAUAAAAAUCCACUGACACCCAGCAACAGAAUCAUAUUCUCAUAUGAUAACAGAUCAGUGUUGAUCAGUCCAGUGAACAGAUCAGACAGUGGAGAAUAUCAAUGUACAUUAAGAAACCCUGCCAGCUCUGAUACUGCAAACCUCAGACUUAUCAUCAGCUAUGGACCAGAAGAUGUUUUUAUUAACGGCCCGAAUGAAGUGGAUUCAGGCCGUCCUGUGUCACUGUCUUGUUAUGCCAUUUCUGUACCUUCUGCUUCAUUCACCUGGAGGUUUAAUGGAUCAGACACCGGUGUAACCACAAACACAUUUACCAUUGAUAAGAGUGACAUCACACACAGUGGAGAUUACAUCUGCACAGCCCACAAUGAUGUCACAGAGAUAAAUGUCCCUCAAAGACAUCUAUUAGUAGUUAAAGCAGGUGGUGGAGGUGGAGGGCUGACAACAGGAUCAAUAGUUGGGAUUGUCAUUGGAGUUUUAGUGGCAGUUGCAGGCAUUUUUGGUUUGAUUUUCUACUUUAUAAAACAAAGACAACAUUCUGAGCCUGGCAUUAAAAUUGCUGAAACUUCUACGAUAUAUGAAAACGUUGACUUUAAAAAAUAA
Messenger RNA from Paramisgurnus dabryanus, 1344 nucleotides. Lineage: Eukaryota; Metazoa; Chordata; Actinopteri; Cypriniformes; Cobitidae. The record is from RefSeq and is a predicted model, not a curated record.